Molecule: messenger RNA, 1011 nt
Organism: Trichoderma harzianum CBS 226.95
Lineage: Eukaryota; Fungi; Ascomycota; Sordariomycetes; Hypocreales; Hypocreaceae
Exons: 2
Coding region: 1-1011 (336 amino acids)
Source: RefSeq, a predicted model, not a curated record
AUGCCGCAUGCCGCAGAGAAAAAUCGCAAAAAAUCGUCGUCCCGUACGGUAGAAAGGGCGCAAGAAUUCCGCAUGGUCCAUUUCCCCGACAGACCCCUAAAAAGAGCUCCGUACGCAGAUUUUUCCAGAGAAGAAGAUUGCAAACGCAUGCUAUCGGACCUAUUGGACUGGUGGACUGGUAAGGCGCAGCCGCCGAUUAUGCGUAGCAGAAGAACGAGCCGGGAUCUCGAGAAAGAGACGGAGUGUAUGAACGGGAUUCGACUAGAGGUGGAAAGAAGAGAGUAUCAAGAGAAUUACGAGAAUCAGAGUCUGAGACAGAGACGGGGGAUUCAGACGGAGUUGACGUUGAAUACAACUUGUUGCCAGAUGGCAGAAGAUUGCAGAAGAUAUAGAAUCCUGUCAGAACCUCAAUAUGUAUCGCAGCAAAUUCUUUUACCGAGAACGACUUACAACCCUCAGUCCAUGACGAAAACCUCACAAUUAUAUCAAGAUGCAUCUCCGUCACCAGUGUCAUCACCCAUCGUAUAUACCUCUAGUCCAGCAACAGAAUCCUCUACAGUAUGUUCUCAAAGCCCAGCUCUAUUCACAUGCCCCCUCUGUCGCUCGCAAUCAAUAGACAACCACGACGGCCUCUGCAACACCUGCAAAGAAGAAUUCACAAUGUCAACUAGUAGUUUCUACGAAGAUGACGAGAGUAUCCUACAUUCCUCUGCCUGCUUUCCCCAGCAUCUUGCUUCAAAGUCACUUUGUUCAUACUCUGGUUCAGUGUACUCGCUGGAUACGAGCUCCACAGACGACAGGAAAUCCACAGUAUCUCCCAUAUUGCUAGAUGUUGCCGAUGAUCCAACAUUGUCUGUGCCGCUAUGUUGGAUGAUAGGAGACGAAAAUAUUACAGGACCCAAUAAGAGUGGACCAGCAAGUUAUCAGAAUCAGAAUAGAAGAGCAUCAGUCGAAAAAGAACAAUUAGGUUUAUAUGAUCUCGAUUGGGCAGAUUAUUACUUCGAUAGAUGA